Molecule: messenger RNA, 996 nt
Organism: Filobasidium floriforme
Lineage: Eukaryota; Fungi; Basidiomycota; Tremellomycetes; Filobasidiales; Filobasidiaceae
Exons: 2
Coding region: 1-996 (331 amino acids)
Source: RefSeq, a predicted model, not a curated record
AUGGAACGCCUAGCGGCAGAGCUAGCGGGUCAGCGAGUGGCCACGAAUGCUAAGAACAACGACGGCAACCUCGCUCGAGCGCAGUGGGAAGAGAUUGUGUCCGCUCUCAACGACCUGGCUAUUUCGAAGGGGGUUCACAACCUCGGUUUGACUGUCAGUAAAGUGCGGAACAAAGUUGCGGAAGUCAAUAAGGAGCAGUAUAUACCUCGCCGAGUCAUUGCUGGCAAGAGUGGGAAGAGUGGUUGGCACUUCGAUCGGAAGACGGGCCAGGCGCAUGCAGAGCCUCCAAUUUGGGAAGCAUGGUUGGCUACGCUAGGCGAUGACCGACCACUUUAUGAGAAGUGUAAAGAACCUUGGCCCAUUUACGAGCUAUGGGACAAGUAUCGAGGAGGGAGAGGUGCAACUCGCGAGACUGUCAAGAAGCCAGGUAGCCGCCCUUCAGCGGUAGCUCGGAACGCACAGCAAAGCGACGAGGGGGAGAGUUCAGGCGGGGAGAAUGAGAAUCCGUCUCAAACGCCGGAAAGAUCCACUGGUAGUCGCAAGAGAUCCCUAGCCUCUAGUACCCCGCAGAGCCAAGCUAGCCGAAGAAAACGCAGGCGCCAAGAAUCCUUGCGUGAACAACAAUCUCAAGAACAGAAGUCCUCGCUUGAAGCGAUGGUACAACUGUUUCAAAACAGUCGUCCCCCCUCUGUUGGUGAGAAGGCGGCCAAACUUCUGUCCAUGGACAAAGUUCGAUGGGGGCUGACCGCCAGGGAAGACUUCGAAAUCACCAAUGCCAUGAUGGAGAGUCCAUCGAAAUGCGAGUUCUACCUUGGCAUGUCGCCAGCCGAACGACAGCGGUGGGCGUUUGGGUACCUUAAAAUUGACAGGGUACCUCCACCCGUCGAUGAGCCGUCCAAUCGGCAUGAUGAUGACGAUGACGCCGCCGGUUCGAUAGAGGAUGAAGAUGAUGAGCGGGAGGACUUGGACGGCUUGGGUCAAUAUGGAAACUGGUAA